Zymoseptoria tritici IPO323 is the source of this 840-nucleotide messenger RNA. RefSeq lists its product as uncharacterized. Lineage: Eukaryota; Fungi; Ascomycota; Dothideomycetes; Mycosphaerellales; Mycosphaerellaceae. The record is from RefSeq and is a predicted model, not a curated record. The transcript has 2 exons. Gene Ontology annotation, molecular function: FMN binding. The coding region runs from base 1 to 840 and encodes 279 amino acids.
AUGGCCUCAACAUCCAGCCCCUCCGUCCCUCAAGAGGCCCCGUGGAAGAAGACGUUCUUGGACCACAUCUCCCAAAUGGACUCCCCCGAAUUCGUCUUCUCCUCCCUCCACCAAGCCCCCGACAAAUCCAAUAGCCCCACGCCCUACCUCCCCCGCGCCCGUUUCUGCAUCUACCGCGGCAUGUGGGCCCAACUCCCCGAAAACAAACACAACACCGCGCCGAUGAACGAGCGAAUCUUCGAGUCGGAAAUGCCGACUUUCACGACGGAUGUGCGGAUGCAGAAGACGUUUGAACUGUUCAACUCAUCGGCGGGACAUGCGGAUAGUACGAAGUUGACGCAGGGAUCUGGCGGAGGGGGGCCUUGUGAGGCGGUGUGGUGGGUCAAAGGGGAGACGAUGGUGCAGUGGAGGAUCAAGGGAGUGGCGUAUAUUGUGGGGCCGGAUAUUGAGAGCGAUGAGGAGAGUAGUGGGGUGAGGACGGUGAAGAGUGAGUUGGGGGAGAGGAUGAGGGUUGUCAAGGAGGAGGGUAGGGAGGGGUGGGGGUGGGGGAGGGAGGUGACGGCUUGUUUUGGGAAUAUUUCGCCGGGGAUGAGGGGCUCGUUUGCGAACCCACCGCCUGGCAAACCUGUCGAUCAAUCCUACGACGACCAGAAGUUGAAGUUGGGACAGAAGGUCGAGGACUUGGAAGAUCCCGUCGCAAGAGAGAAUUUCCGCGUGGUGGUCAUCAAGCCGGAAGUCGUGGAGAGUGUCGAUCAAAAGGAUCCUGCGACGAACCGACGACAUGUGUGGACUUUUGACAAGGCUACAGGUGGAUGGGAGCACCAGGAGUGCUGGCCAUAG